AUGGACGAUGAUUUCGACAGGUUUCUAGAAGCCUCGAACGAUGACGAGGAGAGCUUUUUGCAGCCAACCUGGAAUGCAGCUUCGGCUUCGGCUGGCCGCUCGCCAGUGAGAGGAGGCAGUCCUUCAUACCGUGGGAAGUAUGCUGGUGCUGGUGGAGGGUAUCGCUCUAGCGAUCCACUUGCCAGCAUUGACCUCAGCUCAUUGCCAAUCCCGGAACGCACUGCUCCCAAAUCGAAAGUAGUGAAGAGCACCGGUGCCGCAUCUCGGGGUCGUGCAGAGCCUUCUGCAUCUCCAACGGUGCGCAGUGGCAUGCGCCAGUCCAGUGACCGUGUAACUACACCAUCAGCUAAGUCCGAACCUGCGAAAACAAAGCCGUCUCCGACAGCCCACUCAGAUUCGGAGAGCUCGGUGUCUCACGGUCACAGUGAUGGCGAUGCGACCGGCACAGGAGCGAUGGCAUCAAUCUUCGCAAAUUUUAAAGCAGAGAUGGAGCAGCAGCUGCGAGAAUCGGCAGAGGAGCAAAAGCGGCAGGAGGAUGAAAGAGAAAGGAAAAAGAAGGAGGAGGAAGAAAAGAGGAGAAAGGAAGCAGAGGAGGAAGAAGAGAGAAGGAAAAGGGAAGUGGAGGAGGAAGAAAAGAGGAGAAAGGAAGUGGAGGAGGAAGACAAGAGGAGAAAGGAAGCAGAGGAAGAAGAGAGGAGGAAAAAGAAAAUGGAGGACGAAGAGAGGAAGAAGAAAGAAGCUGAGGAGGAAGACAGGAGGAACAAGGAAGCAGAGGAAGGAGCCAGACGGAGGCGAGAAAUGGAGGAGGAAGCGAGAAGAAAGAAGGAAUUAGAGCAGGAAGAGACCAGCAAGAAGGAAGCUGAGAAGGCAGAACUUAGAAGGAAGGAAGAGGAAGCAAAGAAGGAACGUGAAGUCGCAGAAGCAGAACAAGCGAGGCUCAAAGUGGAGGACGAGCAGAGAAAAGAGGCCGAAAAUCGCAGACAUGCAGAGGAACUGGAAGCGAAGAGACUUCGGGAGGAGGAGCAAAGGAAGCGUGAGGCAGCCGAAGCCGAAGCGGCGCGAAUCAAAGAACUAAAACAGCGAGAGCUAGAGGAAGCGGAAAGGAGAGAGCAAGAGCAAAGGAGACGAGCAGAAGAACAAGAGGCUGCGGAAGCCAAGCGGAAGCUUGAAGAGCUGAGGAGGAUGGAAUCUGAAGCAUUGGACAGGAAAAUGGACGAACGAAUCGCAAGACAUCAGAUUGAGAUUGGACAGCGCGCAGCAGCUGAUGUGAGGGAUUCAAAGCGAGCUGAAGAAACCGCCAGAGGUCAUGCGAAGGACGAGGCCUCGAAGGAGGCGAUCGGAGACUGGAAGGAAGUUCGGCAUCAUCAAGCGCAGAAUGCGAUCUCUGAUUUCAACAUUAAAAAAAGGGAGAUUGGGGAGAUGAAAAGCUUGCGCACAAAGACGAGGGAGGACCAGCUUUAUGACGAAGAGGCUGCCCACCGACUGGUCUUCUUGUUCUUCUCUUUGCGUGCUUGGUCCGAGAGUUGUGAAGGAGGCCGCGUGCGCAAAGCUGGGGUGCGCGGUGCGAGUCACGCGCAGGUGUGCCGCAAGUUUGCAGAAUGUGCUACAGUUGCGCACGACUGGGCUCGGAUGACCCAAGCGUUUGCUUGCUGGAGUCGCCUCUGCGCAAGCACUGCAACUGCCGUGUUGGACCGCAAAGCACAGGACCAGCUUGCUGCAGCAGCUCAACAAGUUGCUGACACAACUUGCAAGCAGUCCGUGCUAUUGCAGCAAGUGGCUCACUUGGAGCAAGAAGUGGCGAGAAUAAGUCAGGAAAGGGAUGCAUUAUCGGGAGACUUGGAAGCUUUGCUUCACAAGGGGCCGGGAGCUGGCCGACCGAACUCACAAGACAAGACGUCCGAUUUGCACGAUGGCCGCGGUGACCGAACUCAGAAGCUAGAAGCUGAUCUUCAUCUCGCUGAGAAGAUGCUGCGUGCUUGCGAGAAAGAAAACGAAAAUUUAGCAACCCAAAAUCGGCAGCUUCGUCAAGGAGCUCGCUUACGGCGUGAAGAAGUCGAUGGAAGGCAGUUGCAACUUGUUGCCGAGUUGAAUGCAGCCAAGGCUAGUGCUGAUGCCAAUCCAGCCAGCAUGGCCCGACUUGUUGAUCUGGAGCGAGAGCUUGUGGCAGUCAAGGAAAGGGCUGACGAACAUGCAAAGGAGCUGGAAAGGUGCAGAGAGGCAAAGCGACAGCUUGAACGGGAAAUGAUAACAGGACCGCUGCCAAAAGCUGCUCACAGUGAGGAGCUGGAACAUGCCGAAGCAAGACUUGCUCAAAGCCGGAGUGAGGUGUCAGAACUGCAGGCCAAGCUUCUUUUCUAUGCGCAGGGACAGCAAGAGAUGGAGGAAGACCGCAGACAAGUAUUGCGCCUUGGCGAAGAGUUGCGAGCAGCCUUGGGCGAGAAUGCAGAGCUUCGCAAGCGGCCUGCAAAAGAGGCCAGCAAAAAGAUUGCAGAGCUUCGGAAGCAAAACGAUGAGUUGCAUGAGUGCCUCCGAAAGCGGCAUCCCGACAGCCUCCUGGCUCUCAUCAAAGCUUGCGAGCCGCCUCCUGAAGAAAAGCGCAAGCUGAGUGAACUGAAAGGCCGCAUCCUGGAACUUGAGGCUCAACUCGCGGAGCAAGAUGCGCUGUACGAUCGCCGCAUCCGAGCGCUCAGAGCGCAGUACGACCAUAUGCGGCACGAGUAUGAGCGACGUGCAGCCAUAAAUCGUGUACCGGUGCCUGAGACAGAGGAGCCGAAGCGUGCCGCUCCCGACCGCGAGGCUAUCCUGCAAGCCAGAAUCAAAGAUCUGGAACGGCAGGUCGAACACACGAAGUCUUACUACCUGAGCAAACUACGAAAAAGAGAGCCGCUAGUCCCGUCGGGCAAGUCCAACAAGGCCGCUGUGCCGACUCCCAGUGGUGGACAUGGAGCACAUCACAAUCAGGGAGAUGCUCGACACGUCCAGCAACUCCAGCUGCAAUUGCAAGCGCAAGAGGACCGCAUAGCAGAGCUGACAUCGGCUGCACAGAAGGAGCCCUGCUCGAUGGUCUUCCUCCGGUUGCUUUUGGCAUCGCCAGAAGCACUAGCACUGCUCGCGUUUUGUGUGAUCCAGCGCUGGCUGCACAUGGGCUCCGGCAACUCUGAGGAGGUACGGAAGCAGAUCCUGCAAGAUGCAGAGGCCCAGGCAGGUUUGGACCACAGACUUCCUUGGAAUCAGCUGCUGGCGGUGCUAGCCCGUGCUGGAGUACCUCCUGGUUUGCUGGAUUCGAUCUUUUCAAGAUUCUGCUGCGCGGCAGCCGUGGUCCUGCAGCUGUGCCAUGCGGCAGGUUCCGAGACCAGACGUCAUCAGAUGGUGAUAUCAUCUUCUGGUAUGAGCCAUGUGGAUGCCGUACAACAAGGGGUGAUGCGGCGGGAGGUUGAUGCCGAGGCUCGUGACGUUGAUGCAGCUUUGGAUGAUGUGCAUCUUUCAGCAGAUGCAGCCAAGUUUGAUGUCCGUUUCGGCACCAAAGAAGACAGCAAGGCUCGAAAGACCCAGAACGAUUGCACCGGCCUCAAGGAAGCCAGCGAAUGCACUAGCUCCGAAGUGCAGCAGAGUGCUGCGGCCUGUGAGAGCCACAAGGCCUCGAAAGGACCCCAGUUCUAUCGAUGUACGUGGAAGAAGUCUGAGCCGAACCAUGGUGAUGAACCUGCUGUGCCAGCAGAAUGCUACUUGGACGAGAAGGCUGGACCUUGCAGCACAUGGGGAGACACAUCAUCCACGUCGGAGUAG
Molecule: messenger RNA, 3786 nt
Organism: Symbiodinium sp. CCMP2592
Lineage: Eukaryota; Dinophyceae; Suessiales; Symbiodiniaceae
Source: the annotation of a GenBank genome assembly